Molecule: messenger RNA, 1839 nt
Organism: Penicillium pulvis
Lineage: Eukaryota; Fungi; Ascomycota; Eurotiomycetes; Eurotiales; Aspergillaceae
Product: MFS transporter
Exons: 2
Coding region: 1-1839 (612 amino acids)
Biological process (GO): transmembrane transport
Molecular function (GO): transmembrane transporter activity
Source: RefSeq, a predicted model, not a curated record
AUGCAGUCCUAUCUGCAGUAUCGUCGCUUAGGCAAUGCGGUCCGAAAACAACUGGCGGACUUUCCGCUUCAGCAGCAACAGAAGGGCGUGAACGAUAAAGAAGCCGAGAAUGUGAUCGCAAGUGCGAACGCGAACGCGAAUGCGAGCGAAAAACAGACCGAUUCGACUCCGAGCGAUUCUGAAGCUAGCACUGCAGCUGAAAAUGCCAGUGUGAACUCAGACCAGAUCGAGGAGGAUAACGAUAUUCCCUCGCACGACGCUCUCGGUAAAAGCCAUACUCGUAACUCCGAAAAAACUGCCAUCGCGUACCACCUUCCAGGCAUUGAGGUCCGUUCUCAUGUCGACGACUCCUCCGAUCGGCCGAGUCGCGUCUUUGUCGUUGGUUGGGAUGGUGUCAAUGAUCCCCAACACCCACGAAACUACAGUCUUGCCCGCCGUCUGACUGCCACGUUGAUCGUGUCUGCGUUGGGUUUUAUUGUUGGUGCAGCAUCUUCAAUCAAUUCAGGCGUUCUACCACAGAACAAUGCGGCAUUUGGUAUCAGCGAUGUAGUAGGCUCGCUGGUAGAUGGCCUCUACCUACUAGGUUUUGCUUUCGGUUCUCUAUUCAGUGGCCCGCUCUCCGAGAUCCUAGGUCGCAACCUGGUCUACAUUGGCUCCUUAACCCUAUUCAUGAUCUUCGUCAUGGGAUCUGCCCUCGCACCUAACAUCGGCGCCCAGCUUGCGUUCCGCUUCUUAGCUGGUGUCUUCGGUUGUCCACCACUGACAUGUGCAGGCGGUACGAUUGCAGAUCUAUGGAACCCGCUUGAGAAGACAAUUUACUUCCCUAUGUACGCCGUUCUCUCAUUCGGAGGUCCGGUCCUCGGUCCUGUCCUAGCAAACUAUGUCGGGCAAACAGGAGUCCUCUCCUGGCGCUGGAGUGGAUGGAUCAUCCUCAUCGGGUCAGGUCUAGUCAUGGUACUCAUUAUCCUGUUCCAACCCGAGACAUAUGCCCCAUUGCUUCUGCACUGGAAGAGCAAACAGCUACGCAAGAUCACGGGAGAUAAACGCUUCCGCUCAGAAAUGGAUCUGGAGAAAGUGGCUUUGUUCAGCCGCAUUGGCGGGGCUAUGAAGAGACAGUUCCUCAUCACGAUUCAUGAGCCAAUCAUCCUUCUUAUCUCGCUCUAUAUGACUGUGUUGUAUAUCGUGCUCUUCACUUUCUUUGAUGGGUACACUUAUAUCUUCACCGAUACAUAUGGUAUCUCGCAAGGCUUGACGAACAUCAUCUGGGCCGCGAUGUACGUCGGUAUUCUCCUCUGCGCGAUCCUCGUCCCGAUCAUCUACGUGCAUACGAAGAAGGAUUUUACAGCUGCUGCGGAAGUUGUAACUGGCUCCGAUCCCUCUGUUGAUCCACAUGCCUUGGAUGGCGUGCACACGGACCCUGAAAUCAGACUUCUUUUCGCCAUGUUUGGAGCGCCGUUCAUUCCUAUCUCGUUGUUUUGGAUGGGUUGGACGGAUUUCUCUUCUAUCUCGAUUUGGUCGCCCAUCAUUGCUUCGUCAUGCUUCGGCCUUGGUACGAUCUGUGUGUUUAUCAGUUCGUAUAUGUAUGUCAUUGAUUCUUAUGACAUCUAUGCGGCGUCGGCGCUGGGAUUCAUGACUGUUUCACGGUACUGUGCUGCUGGCGGAAUGACGGUUGUUGGAAUGCCGUUCUACAAGAAUAUGGGGGUUCAUUGGACUUUAACAAUCCUUGGGUGCAUUAGUGCUAUUAUGGUGCCUGUGCCUUAUGUUUUCUAUAAGUUUGGACCUGUUAUUCGGAGGUGGAGUAAGUAUGCUGUUACGAAUGAGGUUGAGGUCAAAGUUUGA